AUGGCUUCCAACGGAACGGGCUUCUUCCUCCCAGCAGAGCGCGCCCAAGGGCUCGCCAACUACCCCCACGCACGCACAGCUCCCUCAACCAGCCGCAUCAUCUUCGUCAGCGGGACAUCAUCGCGGCGGGGUGACGGGACAUACGAAGGGUGCGAGACGCUGCCAGACGGCACCCACAAGCUGGACUGCGGCGCACAGACGGCCGCGGUCCUGAGGAACAUCGAGAGCAUCAUCCAGGGCGCGACGGAGGGCAAGAGCGGCCUGGAGAGCAUCGUCGACGCCACCAUAUUCCUCACGGACAUGAAGGACUACGCCGCCAUGAACGCCGAGUGGAACAAGCGCUGGCCGGACAAGACCAAGGCCCCUGCGAGGACUUGUGUGCAGGUCGCGGCGCUGCCGAACGAGAGGUUGAAUGUGGAGAUUAAGUGUCAAGCAUUGGUCAUCGAGUAA
Diaporthe citri is the source of this 450-nucleotide messenger RNA. RefSeq lists its product as uncharacterized. The transcript has a single exon. The coding region runs from base 1 to 450 and encodes 149 amino acids. NCBI's taxonomy places the organism in Eukaryota, Fungi, Ascomycota, Sordariomycetes, Diaporthales, Diaporthaceae. The record is from RefSeq and is a predicted model, not a curated record. Gene Ontology annotation, cellular component: mitochondrion; cytosol. Gene Ontology annotation, molecular function: deaminase activity.